AUGAAUGGACUUGUUGUGUUCUUCCUUCUCAUCUAUCUGAUGACUCUUAUCACAAACCUUCUUAUAUUUUUCUUGGUCCUCACUGACUACAAUCUACACAACCCAAUGUAUUUUUUUCUUGCCAACUUGGCAUUUCUGGACAUGUCCUAUUCAUCAGUGACGGCACCAAGGAUGCUCUUUGAUUUGGUCACAAAAAGACGAUCAAUAUCCAUUCCUGCCUGCAUAGCCCAAGCCUUUUUCUACAUCUCCUUUGUUCAAUCAGAAGUUUUCUUGCUCUCGGCUAUGUCCUACGACCGCUACAUUGCCAUCUGCCACCCCCUACAUUACAAACUAAUUAUGUCUUGGAGGGUCUGUACUCGUAUGGCCUCUCUGGUCUGGGGUACAGGAUAUGCUCACUCUUUGGUUCAUACUUUAUUGUCGCUCAGGUUGUCCUUCUGCAGAACAUCUUCCAUCCACAACUUCUUUUGUGACCUUCCAAACUUAUAUCAAAUUACAUGUACUGACCCCUUCAUAAACAUGGUGGUCUUAUUGAUAGCAGGUGCUGGUGUUGCAUUAGCAGUCGUUCUUAUGACCUUUCUUCCCUAUGUCUAUAUUCUCAGGACCAUCCUUAGACUCCGUAGCAAGACUGGAAAGAGUAAAGCCUUCUCCACCUGCACAUCACACCUCACCGUGGUCUCCAUCUUUUAUGGCUCCUUAAUCUUUAUUUUUUUGAUUCCCUCCUCCAGUGAUAUGGUCAAUUUAAACAAACUGUUUUCAGUCAUAUCUGCCCUCAUUAACCCAUUGCUGAAUCCUCUGAUCUACAGCCUGAGGAACAAAGAUCUCAUGGAGGCACUGCUGAGGUCUUAUUAUGACUUAAAAUUGAUCCAGACAUCAUGCUGGAAAUAUCAUUGUAAAAUGUGA
Rana temporaria (common frog) is the source of this 900-nucleotide messenger RNA. RefSeq names its product olfactory receptor 2A12-like. Gene Ontology annotation, cellular component: membrane. The record is from RefSeq and is a predicted model, not a curated record. Gene Ontology annotation, biological process: G protein-coupled receptor signaling pathway. The transcript has a single exon. The coding region runs from base 1 to 900 and encodes 299 amino acids. Gene Ontology annotation, molecular function: G protein-coupled receptor activity; olfactory receptor activity. Lineage: Eukaryota; Metazoa; Chordata; Amphibia; Anura; Ranidae.